Radiomyces spectabilis is the source of this 374-nucleotide messenger RNA. RefSeq lists its product as uncharacterized. The record is from RefSeq and is a predicted model, not a curated record. Bases 1 to 279 code for a protein of 92 amino acids. Lineage: Eukaryota; Fungi; Mucoromycota; Mucoromycetes; Mucorales; Radiomycetaceae. The transcript is spliced from 2 exons.
AUGGCCACGACGGGGGCUAGAGCCCGCUUCAAUGGGUUUACAUUAAUUUAUCGCAUGACAAUGUUCUCAUUCGGUUUGGGACGAGGCCAAUUCUCCGCUGUUCUCGCUUUGGUCGCCGUCUUGGCUGUUGCCGUCUCUGCUGCCCCCUCCCGUGAUAUCGAACAAACCUCCGCUGGCAAUGGUAACGAAGGCAGUGUUCACGGUGCCCUCAACAAUGUUAUCAAGGGUGGUGUCCUCGCUGACGAAUCCACCAACGUCAUGACCAACCAAGACGCUUAAAGCCUCUCUUCUGACCAGCUUCCAUCUCAUAUAAGUCAAUUGCGGUGUUCCAUCACCCAGGAGACCCCAUAGUAACAUCCAUUAGAGGCAUGGGG